AUGCCUCGAUCGGUGAAACACGGUGGAAAGAAAAGCAAAAAAGUGCGCCACAACAUGAAAAAUGUGGUGACCGCACGGAAGAAGACCGCCAAGAAGCAGAAACUCCUCAAAACGCAAUGUCAACAAAUCAAGGAAGCUUGGGACAAGGACAAAACAUUGGUGCAAAACAUCACCGAGAUGGGACUCGUCACCGAUCUCAAUAAAGCUGUGCCCAUCAAACAGUCUUUCCGUCGCGGAAUUGAUCAAAUACCAAUGGAGCUCGGUUCGGUGCAAGAGGCGAAAAAGAAGGGAUCCGUUCAGAAACAAAAAGCGGCUAAGUCUGGCGCCGUUCUCGGCUCACUAGAGAAGGAAGCAAAAGAAUUGGAGGACAAACAAUCGGGCCGAAAAACGAAACUUCUCGACAGGGACAUGGAGUUCUGCAUUUAUAUGAUUGAGAGGCAUGGUGACGAUUAUUCGGCGAUGGCACGAGAUUCAAAGAAUCUUUUCCAAGAGACGCCGAAGCAAAUUCAGAAAAAACUACGCAUCUACAAAGAAUCCCCGUAUUACAAAGCUCUCGAAUCAAUGGAACCC
Molecule: messenger RNA, 570 nt
Organism: Mesorhabditis belari
Lineage: Eukaryota; Metazoa; Nematoda; Chromadorea; Rhabditida; Rhabditidae
Source: the annotation of a GenBank genome assembly